Eupeodes corollae is the source of this 2113-nucleotide messenger RNA. It is a transcript of the gene Dus3, whose product is annotated as tRNA-dihydrouridine(47) synthase [NAD(P)(+)]-like. Lineage: Eukaryota; Metazoa; Arthropoda; Insecta; Diptera; Syrphidae. Bases 111 to 2036 code for a protein of 641 amino acids. Gene Ontology annotation, molecular function: metal ion binding; flavin adenine dinucleotide binding; RNA binding. The transcript is spliced from 6 exons. The record is from RefSeq and is a predicted model, not a curated record. Gene Ontology annotation, biological process: tRNA processing.
UCGCGAGUCGGUCAGUCGGUCUAAUCUAGUCACUUAUAAGACAGACUACAUUUUUCUAUUUGGAUUUUUGUAUUGCUUCGUCUUUUGAUAUCAAAGUAAAUUUGUAAAAGAUGGAUCCUGGAAUUUGUUAUAUUAAACCGCAAUAUCUCAUUCCUGAUGUGCAAAUCAAAACUUCUGCAGAAGGAGACACAGAAAAAGGCGCCAACAAGAGAUUGUUGGAAGAGACAGCCACAGAAGUUGAAGAAUCCAACAAGUCCAAGAAAUGGGAUCAUGGUGGCGGUGGAAAGAAAGAUCGUAAACGUGGUCAGAAUAAGCAUCGCCCAAUUUACAAAGAAGAUCGAACUUUGCAUUUGUGUAAUUCUUUGAUAAAUGGACCAACAGAAAAUAAGUGUUCUCAUCCAAAUUGUCGAUAUGUCCACGAUAUAGACAAAUAUCUAGAAUCAAAGCCAAAAGACAUUGGAGACACUUGUCAUGUCUUCAAUGUCAAGGGCUUCUGUGCCCGUGGGGUGACUUGUAGGUUCGCUAGUGCUCAUUUGGAUGACAAUCGAAAUAACAUCAAGGCGGAUUUCUAUAAUGAAAAUGGACAAUCAUUGACUUGCAAUGGAAUUUCAACAGAGCUCCAGGUGAAGCUUCGUAAACGGGCUUAUGACUUCUCGAAGAGUAAGAAAAUUCUUCAAGAGUGUGAUCGACGAAAAGAUGCACAGAAAAAUAAACUCAGUAAUAACAAACAAGAUGAAAAGAGGAACCCAGAGGAAGAAGAAAAUGAAAUUCUGCCAGAUGAAAAAGUGUUUAAAGAAGAAGAUGUGGAAAUCAAUGAUCUUGAAACUGAGAUUCCGAAAGACGAAAAAGUGUUCAAUGAAGAAGAGAAUGUGAUUCAAGAAGGCAAGGAAAAAGAAUCAAAUGCAAUCCAAAAACCUUUUGGCUCAGUGGUUGAUGAGGAUACAGCUGGACGUGAUGCACCAGCAUCCAAGAAAAAUGUUGAUUUCUUUAACAAGUUGAUUCUAAGUCCUCUAACUACCGUUGGAAACCUUCCAUUUCGAAGAAUUUGCAAAGAAUUCGGAGCCGAUAUCACCUGUGGUGAGAUGGCGUGUGUUGUUCCCUUAGUCAAGGGACUCACACAAGAAUGGGCACUUACAAAACGACAUGAGAGUGAAGAUAUCUUUGGUGUUCAGCUUUGUGGCAAUAAUCCAUUUUUGAUUUCACAAGCUGCGCAAUUGCUUCAAGAGAAUUCAAAAGUUGAUUAUGUUGAUUUGAAUAUUGGUUGUCCGAUUGAUUUGAUUUACCAACAAGGGGGAGGAAGUGCUUUGAUGAGACGGAGUAACAUACUCGAAGCAAUUGUGAGGAGUUGUUCGACUUUGUUAGGUGCAACGCCGUUCACAGUGAAGAUGAGAACUGGAGUGUAUGCGGAUAAGAGCGUGGCCCACGAAUUGUUGCCAAAAGUCGAGGAAUGGGGUGGCAGUGCAGUUACUCUACAUGGACGAUCAAGGGAGCAACGGUAUACAAAGAACGCCAACUGGGAGUACAUUGAAGAAUGUGCAUCAAAGGCCAAACACAUGGCCGUUAUAGGCAAUGGAGAUAUUCUUAGCUUUGAGGAUUAUAAUGAAAAAAUGAAACUUGCCCCGCAUGUCUCAUCAGUGAUGAUUGGUCGUGGUGCCCUAAUCAAACCUUGGAUCUUCAAAGAAAUCAAAGAGCAAAAAACCUGGGACCCUACGAGCAGUGAACGCUUGGAUUUAGUUAAGAAAUAUGUUCACUAUGGCCUUGAGCAUUGGGGCUCAGAUACCAAAGGUGUUGAGAAUACCCGUCGAUUCCUACUCGAAUGGCAAUCAUUCCUCUAUCGUUACAUCCCUGCGGGCUUAAUUGAACAUCCACCACAAAAAAUCAACCAAAGACCACAAAAAUACUAUGGCCGCGAUGAUAUGGAAACACUCUUGUCCUCAUCCAAUUCUUCAGAUUGGAUAAAAAUUAGUGAAAUGUUUUUAGGCCCGGUGCCUGAUAAUUUUACAUUCUUACCAAAACACAAAGCGAAUUCUUAUUGAAACAAAAUAAUAAAUUUAAUUCAAAGAAAAAACAUUAGAAAAGAAUAAAAAGAAAAACAAUUUAUUUAUUAAGAUAA